Molecule: messenger RNA, 3388 nt
Organism: Hyla sarda
Lineage: Eukaryota; Metazoa; Chordata; Amphibia; Anura; Hylidae
Product: sodium-dependent neutral amino acid transporter B(0)AT2-like
Exons: 12
Coding region: 407-2416 (669 amino acids)
Biological process (GO): sodium ion transmembrane transport
Cellular component (GO): membrane
Source: RefSeq, a predicted model, not a curated record
CCUCUAUAAGUAGAUCCCCAGUAGCCUACAUCCCGUCAUGUCACAUAUAAACAGAGGACACCUCAGAGCCCAUACUGACACACGCUAUGUUUAGAGUGAGGACUCAUUCUCCAAUAAGAUUUGGCUGAUGCAAUCACCUGUCCGUUCAGCCAGCGCCAUUUUACUGUAGACCGAAGCGCAUAACAAGUAAUGGAAAGGGAGACGACAAAAUGGCGGCUGUACUGGAGACAACAUUUUGAUAGCGGGUUCUCUAGUGUUUGUAGUGAAUGCUACACGCGUGUUCUGCUCCUGUCACAUUAUCCUGGAGCUCCGGCGGGUUCUGUACAGAUAACACCGGUUGAGUGGUUUUAAAGACUCUAUACCUUGAACCCUACAUUACCAAACACUAGUAUAGUGACAUCACCCAAUGGAAAAAUCCCUUAAUGAAUUAGAGGGCAGCGUCGCAGGGGAGUCCAGUCGUGAUCUACUACCGGAAACCUCCUCCCGCCCCGCCUGGGGCAGUAAAGUGCAGUAUAUCCUUGCCCAGGUUGGCUUCUCUGUCGGUCUCGGAAAUGUCUGGCGGUUUCCUUACCUGUGUCACCAAAAUGGGGGAGGCGCCUUCUUGUUACUGUACUUUCUGUUACUUCUCCUCAUCGGCAUCCCCCUAUUCUUCUUAGAACUGGCUGCUGGGCAGAGUAUUCGUCAGGGAAGCAUUGGGGUUUGGAAGCACAUCAGCCCGCGGUUAGCUGGGAUCGGCUUUGCUAGUUGUGUGGUUUGUUCCUUUGUGGCUCUUUACUAUAAUGUCAUCAUUGGAUGGAGUCUCUUCUACAUGUUCAAUUCGUUCCAGUACCCAUUGCCAUGGGAAAGCUGCCCCGCUCUGGCCAACCAGACACAAAAAGAAGGAGAGUGCGCCAAGAGUUCAGCCACUACAUACUUCUGGUACAGGAAGGCGCUAGACAUCACCGACUCCAUUGAGCCCUCUGAGAUGAACUGGCCAAUGACUGGAUGCCUGGUCCUUGCCUGGAUUCUGGUGUGUGGAGGAAUGAUCAAAGGAAUCAAGUCUUCUGGGAAAGUGAUGUAUUUUAGCUCAAUUUUUCCCUACAUUGUGUUGGUGUGUUUUCUCGUCCGUGGACUUCUGCUGGACGGGGCUCUGGAUGGGAUCCGAAUCAUGUUUACACCAAAGCUGGAAAUCUGGGGAGACAUCCAGGUUUGGCGACAGGCAGCUACUCAGGUCUUCUUUGCUUUAGGCCUUGGAUUUGGAAGCGUGAUCGCCUACUCCAGCUACAACGAUCGGGGCAACAACUGCCACUUUGAUGCCAUUCUGGUGUCAUUCAUCAACUUCAUGACCUCUAUACUGGCAACACUGGUCGUUUUUGCCGUCCUGGGAUUUCGGGCCAAUGACAUAGCAAAACAAUGCGUUUUGGAAAACCUGGAAAAGGUUAGGACUUUGGUUGAGGUGGGCACGUUGUCCCCAUCUUUGCUGCACAACAUGACCAGUGCAGAGUACAGCGACUGGUACACGAGAGAGGACGCCGCGGUCAACCUGACACAGUAUGGCAUUGUGAACUGCUGGGCAGAAGAGGAGAUGAACAAGGGUGUCGAAGGGACAGGAUUGGCAUUUAUCGCCUUCACCGAAGCAAUGACUCGCUUCCCUGCGUCCCCGUUUUGGUCUUUAUUAUUUUUCCUCAUGUUGCUAAACUUGGGUCUCAGCACUAUGUUCGGAAACAUGCAAGGAAUCAUCACCCCGCUGCUCGACAACUUCACGUGUUUACGCAAGAGGAAAACCUUAUUCACAAUUCUCUGCUGUAUCAUUGGUCUCCUGAUUGGGUUGAUCUUCGUUCAGCGAUCCGGAUCCUAUUUCGUCUCCAUGUUUGAUGACUAUUCGGCCACUUUGCCUCUUAUUAUCGUUGUGAUAUUUGAAAACGUGGCUGUGGCCUGGGUGUACGGGGCAGACAGGUUUAUGGAUGACAUUCAAGGAAUGUUGGGCUUCCGUCCUUGGCUGCUGUACAAGUAUAUGUGGCAGUACUUCAGCAUCCUGGCCAUGAUUGGUCUCCUCCUUGCCAGCUUGAUUAGAAUGUGCAUUGCGCACCCCACAUACCAGUCAUGGAACAUGGAGAAGGCAGCUGAAGAAAAGUUGGAAUAUCCACCAUGGGCUCUGGCCAUGCUCAUCAGCUUGAUCGUUUUGGCUUCCUUUCCUAUCCCAGCAGUAUUCCUGAAACAAAUUAUACAAGACUGGUUACAGAAUCGGAGAUCAAAAGCUUAUGGACAAUGUGAAUACAGUCAAGGCUGUACGGUUGAUGAAGUCCUUGAACCCGUCGAAGAGACCAUCCCAAGGUGCGCCAACGGCUACCUACAUGUGGAGAUGGAAGAUCUUGCCGAGAGGGGCAAACUGCUUACCGAUGGAGAUGAGGAGGACGUCGAUAAUGUAGUGGGCUAAACACAAGGGAAACCAUUUUAUGGGAUUUAGAAGUAGAUCAUGGUCACUGAAGCACCAACAAGUGGCGCCGAGCAGACGAGCAGGCUUAGUCUGUCUGUGGGAUUGGUGAUCAAAAUCUUCCUUACCCAAAAGGGAGAAAUUGGUGCCUGGUAGUGAUGGAAAUCAUACUGUGCCAAUUAACCAAAGGCCGGUUCCUUCUCGGUGUUAGCUGCUUCCUCCAAGUAUUUUCAGUUCCUACCUCUUUUGGCCAACGGUACAGAUUUAUAAAAUCAUAUCUGGGGAUCGAGAUAUUACAAUAUGUCAAAAUGACAUCACCGAACGCUGAGCACUUUCCAUUGCCAGUCACAGAUCUGAGAAUCCUAAUGGAGGCGAAUGACCAGCCGAAGCGGAUCUGGUGAUAUUUAUUACGGUAAUGCAGUCAGAGUUAAUUUUGUACGUGACUAUCGGAUUGUAGUUACCGGUACUGAUCCUAUGAGGAAGGGACCUACCUGUUACGACAUCGUUUUGUAUUACACCACAUGUACUAUCUGUGUAUAUAUAUAUAUUUUUUUUUAAUUGGAUAAAAAAUGCGGAUCGUAUUGUGAUGUUACUUUCCAAAUGCUUGAAGGACAAUCCUGAAGAACAAAUGGACAGAUUACAGAAGAUUGUGGUAUGCAGGUACUACACCCUUCGUCUGUUCACAUGGACCUGUAGAUACUAUUAUUAUUAUUAUUUAUAGCGUUGUGCAAGCUUUGGCUUUUAAGAGUAAAUGAUAUGUCUAUUUUAUGGCGUAAGUUUGUUUUAUUUUAUUUGUCUUGCUGUACCGUGCUAAUAUAGGUUUCCUUACUGUAAUAGACAGUGUUUGCAGUCAUGUGAGCGAGCCAAUGUCUCUACUGUAUUCUAUGGGAAUCAUAAACAGGCCCAGAAGUAACUGACAGGUUUUUCACUAGAGACACUAUUAUCAUCUAAGCCAGUCUUUCCCAACCAGGGUGC